Fomitopsis serialis is the source of this 1095-nucleotide messenger RNA. RefSeq names its product short-chain dehydrogenase/reductase SDR. The transcript is spliced from 6 exons. The record is from RefSeq and is a predicted model, not a curated record. Bases 265 to 1017 code for a protein of 250 amino acids. NCBI's taxonomy places the organism in Eukaryota, Fungi, Basidiomycota, Agaricomycetes, Polyporales, Fomitopsidaceae.
CGGUAGAGCGGUGGUAAUGGGACUGAUAGGAAUAUCUAAAGGCAUCACUGAAAACUUUGGAGGAGUCGUUUCGCAUCCUCGUUUGGAACUACAUGGACCAUGGGGCAUACCGUGGGAGCCUAGCCCAACGCUUUCAGCGGCCUUCCGAGCGUUUGCCAGUGCCAACUGGAGGGAUAUAAGAGGGCACCUGAAAGGCAUCGUAGUGCGCAAGAUACAACCAUCAUUCCAGCAACUCGUGUGUUCAAACGUCGAACAUAACACAAUAUGACGAACUCGAGAGUAGCCAUUAUCACAGGCGCUUCCUCCGGUAUCGGACGGAGUAGCGCGAUCGCACUGUCGAAAGCAGGAUGGUCAAUCGCGCUCUAUGCGAGGCGGCUGGAGAACUUGCAGGAGACGCAGACGAUGUGCGCCAAUCCGAACCAGAUCCUCGUCGUCCAGGGCGAUGUCAUGGACGAGGAAAGCGUGAAGAGCCUGUUCCGCAAAACAGUGGAGCGUUUCGGCCGUCUGGAUAUCCUCUUCAACAAUGCAGGCAUCAGCGCACCCGCCGUGCCCAUCGAGGAGCUUUCCCUCGAGAAGUUCCAGCAAGUGACGAACAUCAACCUCGUCGGGACCUUCCUCUGCACGCGCGAAGCCAUCAGGAUCUUCAAAGCGCAGACACCCCAGGGCGGGCGCAUCAUCAACAACGGGUCCAUCUCGGCGUACACGCCCCGCCCGAACUCAGCGCCGUAUACGGCGACGAAGCAUGCCGUGCUGGGCAUGACGAAGUCGACGCUGUUGGACGGGAGGAAAUUCAACAUCACUUGCACGCAGAUCGAUAUCGGCAAUGCUGCAACGAGCAUGGCGAACGGCCACGCCGCUGGGAUCUUGCAAGCCAACGGCGAGGUCGCAGCUGAACAAAUGAUGGACGUGCAGCAUGUUGGCGAUACUGUCGCGUACAUCGCUGGGUUGCCCUUGGACGUCACCAUGCUCACUGUAAACAUCAUGGCAACGCGCAUGCCGUUCGUUGGAAGGGGAUAAGUGUUGCUAUCGUUAUCGAGGCCAGCAUAGCAGUCGCACUUAGUCUGAAUGCGCGGAUGGUCAAACAGGGAUAAUAAA